Oryzias melastigma (Indian medaka) is the source of this 2054-nucleotide messenger RNA. RefSeq lists its product as uncharacterized. The record is from RefSeq and is a predicted model, not a curated record. NCBI's taxonomy places the organism in Eukaryota, Metazoa, Chordata, Actinopteri, Beloniformes, Adrianichthyidae.
GCCUCUCAUGUCACACCGGCGAACAGGUUAAGACCAGAGUUUUCGGUGCGGCAUUUCAGACUGACCACGCGAUCCCUGCUGCUCAGAUCUAUUUGGAUUUCCAAAGGCUUUUGGAGAACUCGACGCGCCGCCUGGAUUGUUUGUGGAUGGUAAUUGCAUCUGAACUGCUGGCUUCCGCAGUUUGAACUUGUACCAUCACACUAACAAGCCUCACUAAUACACAGUUAAAUAAGGACAACCAUCAACAGGACAUCAACAACAGCAUCCUUUCACUCAUCUCCUGUCCAGUUAUCCACUUCAACCCUCUACAACACCACUCUGCUAAGUAUUCAGACCACUGUGUACAAUUGUGACUAUGCCUCGCAAAGGUAAGCGAUCACAAGCUGCUAAAGCUAGAUGGCUCAAAGUGUCUGUUGAUGAAUGUGAAAAUGAUAGCCAAAACAUUGUCAACAACUCCAUAACUGACGAACAACACUGUGAAUUACUCAAUCCACUUGAAUAUGACAUAGAAGUACAGCAUCCCCUUAACCCUGGUGAUUGUGUACAAGCGUCACAUUCUCAGAAUUCUCUUAAGUAUCUGACUUUCUCCCGAAACAAGCAAUGUACAUGUAACUCACUCAUUUUCUUAGCCUUCCUCCAUGAAAAUGAAAACAUAACCACUGCAGAUCUGGAUAUUGUUUUGGAUAAAGGGAAUACACUGUAUUGUGAGCAAAGACAAAAGUUUCCUAAUAACAUAUAUUUGGCUUUUGACGAACUUCCAGACAUUGUACCUGCACGUGCUAAUGUUUACCAUAUUAACAUGCAAAAACAAUCAAGGUUUGGUUCCUUUAAAGACCCCGUACCACUUGCUGCAAAUGACUACCUUGACCUGACAGCAGGCUUAAGCUGUUUAUUGUCUGAUGUUAAAUAUGCUUUGUUGAUCAUGUCUAAUCUGUGCAUUGCUGUUUUUAGAACUCACGCUGGUCAAUACGGAUUCUUUGAUCCUCAUGACAGAACAAGGACUGGGAUGCCCAUACUAGGAACAAAUGCUCACGGAACUGCAAUCAUGCUAACAUUUGCUAAUCUACAAAAGAUGACAGACACAUUAGUGAAGUGCUUUCAAGAACUAGGUGUUUCAUCAUCUACAGUUUACGAAUUAAAGCCAGUAGAAUUUCAUCCUUCAAGUGUCUCAAGUGGACCAAACUACAUACAAGCCUUCCAAAGCAAUGACGAUGUAUCGCCUUCAUAUGUCGAUAAAAACAUGAAAGAGGACAGUAAUACCAAACAACCUGGGCAAAAUAUAAAAACUCCUGAAACUACAGAUUCACAAGCUGCGUGUCAUGAUGAUGUCUCAAAUGGAUCUGAUAUCGACUCAUUAAUACAAACACUGUUCACUCUCCUGCCUUCUAACCAAUCCAGUGAUAAAGUUACAAACAAUAUUGGGGAAAUUCCACAGGAAAACAUUGACAAACCAACACAGACCUUCAAUGACAUCAAUACUUUUCCAGAUAACAUGAAAGUUCAUAUGUCUAAACUAAAUAAGAACAGGAGGAAAAAAUUCUUGCGAUUAAAAAUGCAAUGUGAAAACAAUGACAACCUCCAAAACAAAGACAUCACUAAAGACAAGUGUAAAACUAAAAAACGACUGCAUUCAAAGCUGCUUUACCAUACGAAUCCAAAUGUACGUCAAAGAAAAAAAAAUUAUAUUAAUAAUUUAUAUGCAAGCACUGCUGAGUUUAGACAAAAGCAAAAACAACUUUCAAUGAGACGAUAUCAAAACAAAGCAGAAGUAAGAGAGAAGCAAAGAAAUUACAUUAUAGAAAACUAUAAACAUAACCCAAAGUUUAGAGACAAACAGAAACGCUUCAUAAAUGAACAUUACAAAAAUGAUGAAGAUUUUAACCUAAAGCAAAAGAAAUUCAUAACCUCACGUUAUAAAAACAGCCUUGACUUUCGAAACAAACAAAAACAGUAUAUUGCUGGACGUUAUCACACAGAUUCUGUGUUUAGAGAAAAGCAUAAAAUUAUGGUAAAUGAACGAAAUACAAAUUCAGACGUGAAGCAGAAGAAAAGAG